CAGCGGCUUCUCUUCGUUGCCUAGACCAGAAGAAAGCCGGGACGUGACGGAGCCGGGGGGGUUCUACUUGCUGGAGGCCCGUUAAACCAUCGCUGAUUACAGCUUCCUCACAGUUUUUCUUCGUCGCAUCAAGAGACGUUUGUGAACUUACUUGACUCUUCAUAUUUUUCAUCUUGUAACUAAUUUCAUAAAAAAUGUCCUGGCAAAGCUACGUGGACAACCUGAUGAGUGAUGGCAGCUGCCAGGACGCGGCCAUUGUUGGGUACCAUGACGCCAAAUACGUCUGGUCAUCGUUUAGCGGCGGUACCUUUGCCAACAUAACGCCUGAAGAAAUCGACGUGUUAAUAGGAAAGGACCGAGAGGCAUUCUUUACCUCUGGGAUGACCCUAGGCAAUAAAAAGUGCUCCGUAAUCAGAGACAGCCUCCAAAUUGACGGCGACUGGACAAUGGACAUCAGGACAAAGAGUCAAGGAGGAGAGCCAACCUACAACGUUUCUGUAGGCAGAGCUGGCAAAGCAUUGGUUGUUGUCAUGGGGAAGGAAGGUGUCCAUGGAGGGCAGCUCAACAAGAAAGCAUUUCAGAUGGCUGAGUACCUGAGGAAGUCCGGAUACUAAAGCAGCCUGUACCCAGCCACCUAGCAGCUCAUCCUUACCACCCUGUUGCAUUUCACACUACUUCCAGUCCUAGUUGGUAGUUAAUUUGUUUUUAUUUUUUUCUUCUGCCUUUUCUCCUACCUAUUUGUUAUCCUGUAUUUUUUUGUCAUCCCCCCCCCCUUCCCCAGCACACCUGCGCUGUGUACUUGUUCCCUCUCAAGCACUAUAAGUUGAUCCAUAGCAAAGAUGAACAUGUUGCUAACAGGGUGUCAUGACAAAUCUGUACGUAACCAAGACCAGCAAAAAGAUUCUGGCCAAACACUCGUAUAAGGAAGGCGACCGUGUCGUUUCUGAAGUAGACAUUUCUUUUUCUAUCACGUCAUAGUGCCCGUUGCCUAAUUCCUCCCAAACCCAAUCAUACACACCCCCUCCCCAAUGCCUUUGGAGCACUUGAGCUUUAGCCAAGCUCGUCAUGUCUUCCUCUUUUAACCCCUCCCCCAAAUCAUCUUUGGGAGGGCACACUGCGUGCAUAUCUAGAUUCUCCCCCCCCCCCCCCCCCCCCCCAUAAAGUUCCUUCCAGCUUCAUGUUUCCUCAUCCUGUUUGCUCAAAGCAGACUACACUACUAACCUCACAGACUCAUCUUCAUCAAACAACCAGAUGUCACUGAACAGGUCCUUUUGUCCCCCCUCCUUUCAGAUUCACGGCUCUGUCCUUUAUAACCUUUUUAUUAAAGGGUGGGGGCACAGCUCAGUUAAUGAUCAUUAGCGAGCACUGGUGUCGUCAAGAUGCUGUAAACCUCUCCUCUCACCAUCACACCUUCCCUUACUACAUGAAAAAAACCCCAUGGACAUUCCACAGUAACAAUGGCUCAGGCACUUAAUACUGUUUAUGUUUGCCAGCUCCUGUAAUAUAUAUUUUCUUUUUUGAUUUAGUUUUUUUUUUUAAAAGGCUGCCAUUUUUGGACAGUAGAAAUCCCAGCAUAUAACCAUCUGGAAUGUGUCCAGGUUUUUUUUUUCUUUCUUUUGUAUAGGACCAAGUGUAGUCGAAGAUCGGGUGUUUAUACAAUUGCUCUAAAUCAUGUGAAGGAUGACUGCUAACUUUUUCUGACAAAAGAUGCUAACCAGGCAGUAAUACUCACUAUGGUAAAAAAUAUGAAGCUACCGGGAUGGUAAGGGUGGGACUAUAUGAAGUAAAUUGUCAUUUUUUUUCUUUUUUCUUUAUUGUUUAGAAAACAAGCGACUGCAUUUGUACAAACCCACCAUAUGUUGACAACUACAAAACUGUGGAAUAAAUUGCCUUCUGCUCUAUAGUCAGCUGAGCUCUGGGUUAUCACACGGUCUGUCCAUGCUCAGUACUGCUAACUGUAAUGUCCACCUCCAAAAAACACUAUCAAACGUAAAAACGACACUCAAUGGGAGAUGAGAACGGUUGGAAAAAAGACGCCUCUGGUUGUCUUGUUGAAAACUUGACUGCAGAACCUGUGUAUCCUGUGCCAUAAUAUAGAGAUCUGUAGCUGUUGUAAGAUGGAUUUUACUCACUGUCCACUAAAAGUCAUUUCAUUGGCACUUUUCUUUUUUUUAAGCUUCAGCUCCACUGUUUAGGCCUUGUGUAUGUGUACUCAAAACAAUAACCUGUUUCAAGUCCUGUUUGCUGAUUUAUUUCCUUUUUUCCUCACCUCUCUUUUUUCUUACAUCUGGGAUACAGUCUCUUUAAUGCAUCUGAUUUCAUAUGCAUAAAAACAAGAAAUGCCAUAAAUUGAUUUAUCACCUUGUUUACAGACAGAUCAAAUAAAUUUAUUCCAACCAGA
This is a messenger RNA of Labrus mixtus (cuckoo wrasse), 2401 nucleotides long. RefSeq names its product profilin 2b (gene pfn2b). Gene Ontology annotation, biological process: actin cytoskeleton organization; positive regulation of actin filament bundle assembly; regulation of actin filament polymerization. Gene Ontology annotation, cellular component: cytoplasm. The transcript is spliced from 3 exons. Bases 195 to 614 code for a protein of 139 amino acids. The record is from RefSeq and is a predicted model, not a curated record. Lineage: Eukaryota; Metazoa; Chordata; Actinopteri; Labriformes; Labridae. Gene Ontology annotation, molecular function: actin binding.